GUUUAGACAGAGAAAGAAGGAAAAGAAAGAGAGGGAGAGAAAGAGAAAGGAACUCACUAACUUAAAACUAACUUUGUGCUGAAGUUGUUCAAGGAAAGAAAAAAAGCUGCCAGAAAAAAAGUAGAGCAAAAAAGUAAAAGGGAAACUCCAGGUUUUCAGUUGCAUUUCGACUAGGGAUUUUACAGCAGUUUCUACAGAUGCAGAACUACAAAUACGAUAAAGCAAUGCCUGCUGACAACAGAAAUGGUGGGACUCCAACUCUGAAUAACAAGGAUCACAAGAAAGUUAUGUUGAUCUGCCUGGAUCUCUUUUGUCUAAUACUUGCUGGCCUUCCAUUCCUGGUAAUCGAAACUAGCACCAUCAAACCUUAUAAACGUGGAUUUUACUGCAAUGACGAGAGCAUCAAGUACCCCUAUAAGAACGGAGACACAAUCAGUGAUGCUGUGCUUUGUGCUGCUGGUAUUCUAACCACCAUCCUCUCUAUAGUAUCAGGAGAGUGCUACCGUAUCUACUACAUGAAAGAACGUCCCAAGUCCUUUAUUCGUAACCCAUAUGUGGCCGCUCUGUACAAACAAGUUGGCUGCUUCAUCUUUGGCUGUGCCAUGAGCCAGUCCUUCACUGACAUUGCCAAGGUGUCCGUCGGACGCUUAAGGCCGCACUUUUUGGAUAUCUGCAACCCGAACUUUUCAGCAAUCAACUGCUCCCACGGUUACAUCACAAACUUUGAGUGCAGGGGGGACGAAAGCAAAGUGCUGGAAGCAAGGAAGUCGUUCUAUUCAGGACAUGCUUCUUUCUCAUUGUACGCCAUGCUCUACCUGGCGUUCUAUCUGCAGGCUCGGUUCACAUGGAGGGGAGGUCGGCUGUUACGCCCCUUGCUGCAGUUCACCCUGCUGAUGAUGGCUUUCUACACUGGGCUGUCUCGUGUCUCAGACCAUAAGCACCAUCCCACGGACGUUUUGGCUGGCUUCGUACAGGGAGCCCUGGUGGCCUAUUUCAUAGCUUUCUACGUCUCCAACCUUUUCAAGCCCAAGAUGAAAAUCCCUGCUCCCCCAGGCCGAAGGGAGAUCAUUACACCCGUGGACAUCAUCGACCGAAACAAUCACCACGGGAUGUGUUAACCGUGCGGGUUCCAGACCAGGCGAAGAGAAGCUCCUUUUUUUUAAAAUUUACGAAUUAAAAAGAAAAUAAGAAAACACACGCGAAGGAAACGAGAAGAAAAGGAAAGGAAAGAAAACGAGAGGGAAUGAAGCUGGUGCGGAGAAUGAAAAAAAACUAAAAUAGUGACUGAGGAACAGCAGGUUUUGCUGUUGACUAAUCUCAUCAGACAGUAGAAUGUAGGGGAGAAAGACUAUUUUUUUUUACCCUCAAUUCUUUUGGGGGGUGGAUGUACCUUAGCAACAAUUCUAACCCAAAUGGCUAAGCCACACACAUCUCACACGCACCCACACGCAUGCACUCACGCACGCACGCACACACACACACGCGGACACAAACACACGUGCGGAAGGCAAUAUAAACUUUUAAAAAGCUUGUGAAUUUCUUUCAGGCUGGUCUAAGCUGACUUGCAGGUGAAAAGGAAAUAAGUUUUGUCCAACAAAACAAUCUGCAAAAAAAAAAAAAAGAAUUCUUUGUUUUUUAUAUACGUUUUAUAUAUAUAAAAAAAACACCCUACAACAAUCAGAACUAAACUCGUCACCCUGCAGGAAAAUCCGAGGGCGUUUCAUUGUAAAUGACAAGUGGACUUCCGCUUCAAACCUUCAUAUUUUAUAUAUAAAUAUAUAAAAAAAACUAAAACAAGAUAACUAUGUAAAAUAUUAUUUCCGAAGCAACUUAUUUUUUAGAUAUUUUAUCCACUGCCAUUAAAACUGUUUAUAUGUGUCUCGACCUGUGUUAUUUACAAAGUGCUGCUUAAAAAAAAGCAUUGUUUUUUUUUUAAAAAAAUUGUACGUAGACAACUAAACUAUUUUAAGCUUUUUUUUGGAGGGGGAAUAGGGAGGGGAAAAUAAUUUUUUUGGAUUUUUUUUUAACCUAAAAACCUACAGCUCGAACCACUUGCAUCCAUAAUAUCACAAUACAUCAUUUGUUAGUCCUGUAUAUUUUUUAUGUUCUUGUAAAAAAAAAGUUGUGUUUAGCUUUCAAAUCAUUUAAAUUUUUUUUGUAGAUUUCAAAAUGUUUCAUUUGACUGUGUUUUUCCUCGAUUGUAUUUAGCUGUAUUUUUGUCUAUGUGCUUUUAAAAUAAAAACCUCCUAUUGGACAGUA
Callorhinchus milii (elephant shark) is the source of this 2259-nucleotide messenger RNA. RefSeq names its product phospholipid phosphatase 3 (gene plpp3). NCBI's taxonomy places the organism in Eukaryota, Metazoa, Chordata, Chondrichthyes, Chimaeriformes, Callorhinchidae. The coding region runs from base 198 to 1118 and encodes 306 amino acids. Gene Ontology annotation, molecular function: phosphatidate phosphatase activity. The record is from RefSeq and is a predicted model, not a curated record. The transcript is spliced from 6 exons. Gene Ontology annotation, biological process: phospholipid dephosphorylation; canonical Wnt signaling pathway; phospholipid metabolic process.